AUGCAUGUCCUGUCAUGUUUCAUGCAUUCUGAUAAGGAAGCUCUCACUGGGAGACAAACAAAGAUCAAGGAGAUAUGUAAAGACCCUCGUCUGUUUGUUGACGGCAUCAGUACUCGUGACUUGCACCAAGGCAGUCUGGGUAACUGCUGGAUGGUGGCUGCCAUUUCCUGCUUAGCAUCUGAGCCAUCUCUGUGGAAGAAGGUGAUCCCAGACCAUGUGGACCAGGAGUGGAACCCAAAGCGUCCCAACCUGUACGCCGGCAUCUUCCAUUUCCGGUUCUGGAGACUCGGUCGUUGGACGGACGUUGUCGUUGACGACCGUUUGCCGGUCAGCAGUGAUGGAGUGCUGCUAUUCUGUCGCUCGGCCACUCCACGGGAGUUUUGGAGCGCUCUGUUGGAGAAGGCCUACGCCAAGCUAAACGGCUGCUAUGAGGCCCUUGAGGGAGGAAACACCACGGAGGCCCUGAUCGACUUCACUGGAGGGGUUUCGGAGCCCCUAAGCCUGGAUCGUGAGGCCCUCAGCCAGCACAGCGACCAGAGGAGGGCCUUCUUCCAGACAUUGGCUAAAGCUCAUGAACGUAAAGCCCUCAUCACCUGCUCCAUACGGCCGGCAGAGGGGGAGACAGUGGAGUCGGUGUUGGACUGUGGCCUGGUGCGAGGACACGCCUAUGGGAUCACAGCAGUGAGGAAGAUGAGGCUGGCGGAGAUGGGUUGGAUGUCCCGACUCUUCAUGGUGCGCAUGAGGAACCCAUGGGGGACCACGGACUGGACGGGUGCCUGGAGUCAAGGGUCGCAGGAGUGGCAUCAGAUGAGUCGUGCAGAGAGGGAGAAGAUGGGCCUGAUUGUUCGAGAUGUUGGGGAGUUCUGGAUAGAUUUUGAGGAUUUCUGUCAGUACUUCACAGACGUGGUGGUGUGCCGGAUGGUGGAGAGCUCUCUGUUGUGGCCCAGCUCUCACUGGAGGGAAGUACGCUGCUAUGGGGAGUGGGCGUCAGCUCCUAAUUCCCCUCCGUCCACCAUCUAUCCCAGCAACAACACGCUGAGCUUGGGAAAGACCAACGCCAAACCUGGAGAGACUAAGCAGCGAGGUAACAGGAAGGAGGCCAGACUUGGGGAGCCGAAGGGAGGCAAAGGAGGGAAGCGUGAGCAAGAUAAGGCUGUGAAAAAACAGAAAAAGGAAGAGGAUGGUGCAGAGGUGGGAGGAUGGGAGGCACAGAUGGACAAGAGGAGUCGGUGUGGAGGGUGCAUCAACCACAGAGACACUUUCCUGCACAAUCCACAGUUCAUGUUUGAGGUGAGAGGCAAAGAGGAGGAGAUGUUAAUCUGUCUGCAGCAGGAGGACAGGAGGAUACAGAGGAAGGAUGGAGGAGGAGAAAACCUGCCUAUUGGCUUUGAAGUGCUGAAGGUGGAGGUGAACCGCGGCAGCCGGGUGCAGUGUGUGGUGGAGCAGGCGGCCAGCUCCGUCUACAUGGACUCCCGCAGUGUGACCCUGAGGGGGGCUCUGACCCCGGGGCGCUACGUGGUGCUGCCCACCACCUUCCUGCCAGGAGCAACAGGACGCUUCCUGCUACGCCUCUUCUCCCACUCCCACAUCCCUCUCAGUGUCUGCAGCGUCCUCUCUUUGUCUUCACUGGAAAAUGUGCCAUUAGGUCCUUGCGUACAUCCAGUGGAGGCUGUGAUCUCUUGGAUGGGGCCCCGUUUGGUGGACUCCCAUCACCUGAGGAUGGUCCCUUCUGAGCAUUCAACGGGCUCCUCGAUGUCACUGUUGCUGCUGGGCUCCCGUUAG
Molecule: messenger RNA, 1782 nt
Organism: Notothenia coriiceps (black rockcod)
Lineage: Eukaryota; Metazoa; Chordata; Actinopteri; Perciformes; Nototheniidae
Product: calpain-5-like
Exons: 10
Coding region: 1-1782 (593 amino acids)
Biological process (GO): proteolysis
Cellular component (GO): cytoplasm
Molecular function (GO): calcium-dependent cysteine-type endopeptidase activity
Source: RefSeq, a predicted model, not a curated record